GCUCAAACUGCUUUCACUCAAAGUGAAACUGAACCAGUCGUUGUGACACGAAGCAGAAAUGGCGCAGAAAGGAGUUCAGCCGGAUCAGGAAACAUUUUCCUGUUCAGUCUGUUUGGAUCUACUGAAGGAUCCGGUGACUAUUCCCUGUGGACACAGCUACUGUAUGAGCUGUAUUAAAAACUACUGGGAUGGAGAAGAUAUGAAGAAGAUCCACAGCUGCCCUCAGUGCAGAGGGACCUUCACACCCAGGCCUGUCCUGGAGAAAAACACCAUGUUGGCAGUUUUAGUGGAACAGCUGAAGAAGACUGGACUUGAACCUGCUGCUGCUGAUCACUGCUACGCUGGAGCUGAAGAUGUGGUCUGUGAUUUCUGCACUGGGAGGAAACUGAAAGCUGUCAAGUCCUGUCUGGUGUGUUUGGCUUCUUACUGUGACAAACACCUUCAGCCUCAUUAUAAUGUGACUCCGUUAAAGAAACACAAGCUGGUGGAUCCGUCAGAGAAGCUCCAGGAGAAUGUCUGCUCUCGCCAUGAUGAGGUGAUGAAGAUGUUCUGCCGCACUGAUGGUCAGUGUAUCUGUUAUCUGUGCUCUGUGGAUGAACAUAAAGGCCAUGACACAGUCUCAGCUGCAGCAGAAAGGACUGAGAGGCAGACAAAGCUGGAGGUGAGUCGACAGAAAAUCCAACAGAGAAUCACAGACAAACAGAAAAAUGUGAAGGUGCUCCAACAGGAGGUGAAGACCAUCAGACGCUCUGCUGAUGAAGCAGUGGAGAAGAACGAUAAGAUCCUCACUGAGCUGAUCCGACUGAUGGAGGAAAGAAGGCGUGAUGUGAAGCAGCAGAUCAGAUCCAAGGAGGAAACUGAAGUGAGUCGAGUCAAAGAGCUGGAGUUGAAGCUGGAGCAGGAGAUCACUGAGCUGAGGAGGAAAGAUGCUGAGAUGGACAAACUGUCACACACACAAGACCACAACCAGUUUUUACUCCAGUAUCCAUCAGCGUCCAAACUCAGAGAAGAUCCAGACUCAUCCAACAUCGACAUCCGUCCUCGGAGUUACUUUGAGGAUGUGACGACAGCUGUGUCAGAGCUCCGAGAUAAACUACAGCUCAGUCUGACAGUGGAAUGGGCCAACAUCUCACUGAGAAUCACUGAAACACAGGUUUUACUGAUUAAACCUAAACCACAGACCAGAGCAGAAUUCUUACAAUAUUCACAUAAAAUCACACUGGACCCAAACACAGUGAAUGAACAUCUGUCACUGUCUGAGGAGAAUAAAAGAGUAACACAUACUGGUCAAAAACAGUACUAUCCUCCUCAUCCAGACAGAUUCAGCAACUUGUAUCAGGUCCUGAGCAGAGAGAGUCUGACUGGUCGAUGUUACUGGGAGGUGGAGUGGAGUGGGGAGGGCAUUUGGGUCACAGUCGCAUAUAAGAAUAUUAAGAGAGAAGGAAACUCUGCUGAAUGUGCAUUUGGAUACAACAACAAAUCUUGGGCUUUACGUUGUAACAAAAACCCUGUAUUUCGGUACAACGGGGUCGAGUCUCCCGUCUCAGGUCCAGUUUCGUCCAGAAUCGGAGUGUACCUGGAUCACACAGCAGGUAUUCUGUCCUUCUGCAGUGUCUCUCAAACCAUGACUCUGAUCCACAGAGUCCAGACCACAUUCACUAAACCUCUGUACGCUGGAGUUUGGCUUUCGCAUUGGAAGGCUGGCGUCACUGCCCACUUUCCUAAACUGUAAACCAGUAAACUCAUCGUUGACUUUGAUCCAGUUGAUCAGAUCAGUCUUCAUUAAUCUGUUUCUAAACCACCUGACAGAAAAACAGAUCAGCUUCUUUUUUCAUGAACUCACAAUACAGAUUUGGUCCUAAUCAGACUUUUUCCCGAGGAUUCUAAUAGUCAACUCUAUGCGACUAUCAACCAGCCAAUAGUCUGUUUAUAAAACCAUCUCUGAUGUUCACAGAGCUGUCAUUAACUGAGGACGACGCAACAAGACUUUCAUCAUGUCUGUGUUUUUAAAAAGUAAAACAAAGUGGUGCCGUUUUUCUACUUUGGAGGAGUUUAGUUCAAAUCUAGAGUUCUUUUCUGUUUCCUAAAGAAGAAGCAUUGACAUGGAUUUGGAGACAGUGAUAGAAGUGGAAAUAAUGAACAAACUUAGACCGAGGCUGAGUUCAUGUAUGUAAACCUGUUAAUCAGAUUUAGUUCAUUCUGUACAUGUGUAAGAAAAAAAAGAAAAUAAAUCAUAGAAAACUGAAGUGACAUAGUUAAACAUGAGCUGAAGACGAUAAAAGGAAGUUUGAUUCUAUCACUACUUAUGUUCAAACCCCCGAAAGAAAUCUAACAAUGGACUAAAACAUGGAAACAUGGUUUUUCGAUUAUUUCUGAAGUGCAUGUAAACGCAUCAUAGCUGAUUAUUACAUUUAUCUGAUUACUAACAGUUAUUGUUUUUUAAUAUGGUCGUGUAAACAGGCUGAAAAUGUUGGAUAAUCCAGUUCAAUAGAUGGAUGUCAGCCAUCUUAGAAAAUGAAGACAUUUGUCCUUAAAGCCUGAGGCGUGACUUUGUUAAAUAACGUAGAAAAUACUGAUGUUGUAAAUAUGAGAAGAUUUAAUAUUAGGAGAAUUAUCAAUCAUCACAUAAUGGGGAAGUUUAAGGAAAAAUGUUGAUUUGUGCAAAAAAAUAUGAAUAAAAAAUAAACAAUAUUGUCUCUGAGUUCUAAAUCUUAAAAUAAGUCGUUAUUUCCCCACAGACGUUAAUGUUCCAUCAGAUCCACAUUUGGACACCAUAUGGACAAGUACAGUCCAGUGGAGAAGUCCUGGUCCAACAUUCUGUUUGUUGGUUUAUUUAAGUUCUAAUGUCCACACAUAUACAUUUGUGUUUGUAUUUAGAUCUAAUCUGAUAAAUGUGAAGGAUGAACAGCAGGAAAAACUACAGUUUACUGGAAAAAACAGCUUCUAUGAACCACAGGGGUCAUAUUUAGUGUGACCUUUGACCUUAACAUGUCUAUAACCCUUUGGUUCAGACAAUAUGAGAUUUAUGGCAUUAAUGUACUGAUGUUUAAUAGAAAACAUUGACAAAAUGAGCCACUAACUGAAAAAAAAAAAAAAUCAACAUGAAACAAAAAUGAACAA
Messenger RNA from Sphaeramia orbicularis (orbiculate cardinalfish), 3120 nucleotides. Its product is annotated as tripartite motif-containing protein 16-like. The coding region runs from base 59 to 1732 and encodes 557 amino acids. Gene Ontology annotation, molecular function: zinc ion binding; protein binding. The transcript has a single exon. NCBI's taxonomy places the organism in Eukaryota, Metazoa, Chordata, Actinopteri, Kurtiformes, Apogonidae. The record is from RefSeq and is a predicted model, not a curated record.